GAUCAGAGUUUAGACAAAGACAGCCAGCGUGGUUGCGCUCAGUGCACUAUUUCACUAUACAGCCACCAUAUAGCACUUUCUCAUCAUGCUUUCUGUCCUCCGCGAGUGAGAUUUCAUUGAAACUUUUAUACUAGGGGCGUCAAGUCAGUCUGCAAAAUGUUCAUUGGUGGUCUCAGCUGGCAGACAACCCAAGAUGGGCUGAAGGAGUAUUUCAGCAAGUUCGGCGAAGUGAAGGAGUGCAUGGUGAUGCGGGAUCCGGUUACCAAGCGCUCGAGGGGCUUCGGAUUUGUCACCUUUGUGGACCAGCCUGGAGUGGAUAAAGUUUUGGCACAAACCAGACACGAACUGGACUCUAAAACUAUCGACCCGAAAGUGGCGUUCCCACGAAGGGCUCAGCCCAAGCCGGUCACUCGAACUAAGAAGAUCUUCGUCGGAGGCCUGUCAGUCAAUACCACCAUCGAAGACGUGAAGCAGUAUUUUGACCAGUUUGGGAAGGUGGACGACGCCAUGCUCAUGUUCGACAAGACAACCAACCGGCACAGAGGGUUCGGCUUUGUGACCUUCGAGAACGAAGACGUGGUAGAGAAGGUCUGCGAGAUCCACUUCCAUGAAAUCAACAACAAGAUGGUCGAGUGCAAGAAAGCUCAGCCAAAGGAAGUAAUGUCACCCACAGGGUCCACCAGAGGGCGCUCCCGGGUAGUCCCCUAUGGCAUGGAUGCCUUCAUGCUGGGGAUUGGCAUGCUGGGUAAGAUGGCAGCGCCAGUGUCCCAUCUUACAGUGCCAAGGCCACAAGGCUACCCAGGGUUCCAGGCUGCCACUUAUGCCAGUCGCACUUAUGCUGGCAUCACCCCCGGAUACACCUACCAGUUCCCUGAAUUCCAUUUAGAGAGGACCCCACUUCUGACAUCACCCCACCCUCCUGAGAUCACAGCCAUUCCUCUGACAGCGUAUGGACCAAUGGCAGCAGCAGCGGCGGCAGCGGCUGUGGUUAGAGGUACAGGCUCUGCUCCAUCUCGCUCAGCCGGCUUCCUGGGUGCCAGCAGCCCGGGGCCUAUGGCCGACUUGUACGGCGCAGCCAAUCAGGACUCCGGUGUCAGCAGUUACAUCAGCGCCGCCAGCCCCGGCACCCAGCGCCGGCUUUGGCCACAGCCUCGGGGGGCCACUGAUCGCCACAGCAUUCACAAACGGCUACCACUGAAAAGGUGAAGAGCUGCUCCUCCUCAUUGGUAACGCAAGCCAGCAACGUCUACAAUUCUACAUUUCUGUAAUUUCUGUGAAAUAUCUGAAGGGGGCAGCAUGGAUUAGGGGUUUGUGCCCGUGACUGGAAGGUUGUAGGUUUGAAUCCCAUAGCUGGGCAGAGUUUCUGUGUAAGUCCUGGGCCCUUGAUUAAGGGCCCCACUGCCUCAGGGGUGCAGGACGCUGGCUGGCCCUGCACUCUGAUCCCAAAACUACCUCUCAUCUGUAUAUCAUACGUGUUUUUUGUCUCUCGUGGAUGGCAGGAUGGGGUGAGUGAAAUACCACUAUUCUGUUCUUUGAUGGUAAAACAUGAUUGAUGUUUUGUGUGAUCAGGAGGGGGCACUGGAUGAGCAGGCAGGAGGGCCGGGCCCCCAAUCCUGCUACCCCGGCCGGACAACAUGCAACUGCCGCUGCCACCAACUCCUCCCACACACUGAAGACUGUUCACUUCCUGUUCUGUUCCCUCUACUUCCUGUCCGACUUCCUGUCUGAUUUUUCCCUUCUGUCAUUACGCUCCAGUAGAGUCCCCUUUUUAUAGGUUUAAUAGAUUCAGCAUAACUGAUAUUUUUUUAAUUAACUGCAUAGCAUCUUAAAAGAAAACGUUAAAGAACAAAAUGUACAAAAAAUUAGAAAAGGUGUUAAUGUUUCUUUGCCUAUUCUUUAUGGCAUUUUAAUUUAUUGUUAUUUGACCAUCUAAUAUUGGUUAACUGAACGUUUUGUCAGAGCCUGAAACCAUCACUGUAAUGAUACAGAGGGAGAGUGAACCAAAAUUAGCCUGAAUUAGCAUAAGAAUAACUGUUCUCUAGGUGAAUGGUACUUGUUGGGGGGUACUGAUUCUGCUUGUGUGGAGGUUUGACGCCUCUCUCUUAGGUUCUUAAUGGAUUUUAACAAGUUGAAAUGAUCUAAUCGAAAUCUUUUUUACAAAAAGGUGUGCGAAAAGGAUAAACAAGAAUGUAUAUUUUGGUUAGUUUUAAAGCAAAAGAACAACAUUUGUUAUAAUGAUCACAGUGGUGAAGAUAAUCAAGAACAUAUUUUAUGUAUUUGGUUUUAAACAAUGUUUUCCUCUGCUUGUAAAAUAUUGUAAAUAUAGCUUUGUCCUUCGAAUUUUACUUUUGUGGGGGGACGGCAAGGCAGGCUGGGAGUGGGGGGGGGGGGUACCUUUUCUGUGACCUGGAGAUGAUUGUAUAGUUGUGGAUGAAAACCUGAAGUGGUCAAGGUCAGCAUGUCCCCCAGGAGAAGGGAGGCCUGAAGCAGGAGCCUCUCUGUCCUCCUGACGGGACAUUUCUAAAGAAACUUUCAUAAAACUCCCAUUUCCAUCUUGCUGAUAUCUCCUGCUUUCCACCAGAGCAAACUAGCCGAGGUUCAGCUCUCGCUACCACAGCUAGCCGAGGUUCAGCUCUCGUUAGCUCAGCUAGUUCUCACCACGUUCCACAGUGUCAGCUGCUUUGCCCACGGUUGAGCACAAACAGUUUGUAAGCAACAUUACAUGACGCCCUUUUGUGGUCAGAGUGUUGGGGGGUGAGGGGUGAGUGGUCUUUUCCUUUCAGAUCCUGCUGGAGAUCCCCAGCUAUGUUUGGUACUGAUUUGCACAAUUCAAGCUUAGGUCUCCUCAGUCCUGACGUGGACAAACGCAGAAGCAGCCUGCAGGCUGAGCAGACCGGGGAUUAUGGGGAGGAGAAGAUAUGUGGCACCCUUUGGCUUUGAAGGCGGAUCCUUUCAUAUGCAAAACAACGGAAGAGAGGUGGACCCAAAGUCCUGUGUGCUGUAGGUGUUUUGCAGAUUAUUGGUAGAUUCUGGGGAAGUCUGGGCUUUUAAUGUGGCGAUUGCUUCAGUUUGUAGCUACAUCCUAUAUCACUUUUGUUUCAUCCACUAUGAAUUCUUGUUAAUAAUGAUUGGUAAAUUUAAUAAAUAUGAAGGACAAACGUAAGGACUUCCGUGUAAAAGGAAAUCGGAGGGCGGGGGGAGCAGCUGCUGCUGCCGUGGGUCUCGACACAUCCAUCGCUCCACAUUCCGUAAUCAUUAAGAUUCCGAG
Brienomyrus brachyistius is the source of this 3268-nucleotide messenger RNA. RefSeq names its product musashi RNA binding protein 1b (gene msi1b). Gene Ontology annotation, cellular component: cytoplasm. The record is from RefSeq and is a predicted model, not a curated record. Bases 157 to 1206 code for a protein of 349 amino acids. The transcript is spliced from 14 exons. Lineage: Eukaryota; Metazoa; Chordata; Actinopteri; Osteoglossiformes; Mormyridae. Gene Ontology annotation, molecular function: RNA binding.